AAUUCCUAGAAGGCCCAGAAAGCACAUGUGCUAAUUUAAUUUUCAACCACAAGAAAGGGUCCUGCCAAAGCCUUCCGUCUGCCCCUGAGAAGCCUGUGGGGGGGGAAGGGAGAGACACGGGCAGUGACGGGGAGAGGAAAAGGGGGGACCCCUGGGAUAGCAGGUGGUUCUACACAUCCCAGCGCCGAGGUGGGGCGGGGAGGAGAGGAGACAUCUCCGUGUCACGUGACUUCCUCCGAACCCGGUCAGGAAGCUGGGCCUGCCCUCCCGGCGUCACGUGCCCCUCCUGGUUGGGGGCAGGGUGAGGCUGGCGGUCCCGGUGGCUCGUUUCUGCGCUCUGCGCCUGCGCGCCGCUUCGCCUGCUGCUCCCUCACCUUGGUGGCGGCUUGCCUGAUUCCCCUCCUGCGGGGGGAGCCUAGGCCCCGAAGUCCGCUGCGAUGGGGGUCAGUCACCCGGUAAAAAAAAUUCCCAUAUGAAGAAGAAAGACUUUCUUCAAUAUGAUGGAUUCAGAAGCUCAUGAAAAGAGGCGAAAAAUCCUGUCUCCUCCACAGCAGGAUAUAUCACCUCAAACUGUUAAUGAGUUUAAGCAUUACCUUUGUGGCUGCUGUGCAGCCUUUAACAACAUAGCAAUCACAUAUCCCAUUCAGAAGAUCCUUUUUCGGCAACAGCUGUAUGGACUUAAAACUCGAGGUGCAAUACUUCAGUUACAGAAGGAGGGAUUGCGAAAUUUGUACAGAGGAAUUCUGCCUCCAUUAAUGCAGAAGACCACAACAUUAGCACUUAUGUUUGGUCUCUAUGAAGAUUUCUCUUCCAUUCUCCGCCAGCAUAUCAGUUCUGAAAUUGUAACUCGAAAUGCGGCAGCUGCUCUGGCUGGUGCAACAGAGGCACUUCUUACACCACUGGAACGCGUACAAACAUUGCUGCAAGACAACAAGCAUCAUGAUAAAUUUGGAAACACUUAUCAUGCUCUCAAGGCUUUGAGAUCCUAUGGAAUUGGAGAAUAUUAUCGAGGUUUGAUACCCAUUCUUUUCCGUAAUGGCCUCAGCAAUGUACUAUUUUUUGGCCUUCGAGGACCCAUCAAAGAACAUUUGCCUGAAGCAAAAUCUUGUAGCGCUCAUUUGAUUGAUGAUUUUAUCAGUGGAGGUUUAUUAGGUGCCAUGUUGGGAUUCUUGUUUUUUCCAGUGAAUGUUGUCAAAACUCGAAUGCAGUCUCAGAUUGGUGGGGAAUUUCAGUCUUUCCCCAAGGUUUUUGGAAAAAUCUGGCUAGAGCGUAAUGGGAAAUUGACACAUCUUUUCAGAGGCGCCCAUCUGAAUUACCAUCGAUCCCUCAUAUCCUGGGGCAUAAUCAAUGCAACUUAUGAGUUCAUGUUAAAGCUUUUAUGAAAGAUGUCAUUAAUAAAUCCCAGUAAUAAGCUCAGUAGAACUUCCAAGAAGACUUCAGUUAUACCCUGGUGAACAGGCUGAAUACUAGACAGUGUCAUAACUCAAACUGAGCAAGAUGAAACAUGAGCAAAGUAAUUUUUCUUUGGGAUAAAAAAUGAGAAUAAAGGUUUAUGGGUAGCAAAGUUAAAAUUAUUUUUAUCAGUACUUGCUAGGUCUAGAAUUUUGUUAUCAUUAAUUACCAUCAGUGUUGAUGGAAAGGUUCAAAGUCCAAGAUGAGAUUUUUUUUUUAAUGUAAAUUCUUUGAACCAUCUGUAUUAAAACUUGAGCUGCCAUGAACAGCUAGAGAAAAGAGCCCUAAUGUCCUGUGAUUUCUCAGGCAUUUUGUGCUUUUCUCUCUUGUUUACUCUCUAGAGCUGUAGAAAAGAGUCUUUAGUUUUGCAAAACAGAGAAGAGAAGCAGCUCUGUUAGAUAUGGGCUUUUCGUGAAAACUGCCUACCUUUACUGUAAAGCCAAAUGUGUACAGUCACCAAAACUGUGUUGCUCUUAAGUCACAUAGGAUUUUAUUUGUGGUGAUGGAACUGAGCAACUUUUAUUCGCAAAAUAACUUCCUGUUCUGAAAGACUCUAAAUUAACAAUUAUAAGCUCUAGUUCUUUUCUAGAUGUAAUUCUCUUUAUUUAAUUGAUCCAAGAUUUAUGUUGAACCCUUCUUGAAUAACUUCAGGUGUUGAUUUAUUCUUUUUAAAGUUAAUUUCAUCACAAAAAUGAGGAAACUUGAAUCCGUUUGUCCUUUGAAGCAAAAAUUUUCAUUCCAUUCUCACAUGGCAUAAAACUAUGUUUCAUUGAAUUAGUGCUUCAUCAGCAAAGGUGUUUUGUUUCCUUGCAUAGUCAAAGUUAGGUAAUUUGAAAUUCCACUAACUCUAUAUCCCUUCUUCCUCCCUCCCUCCCUUAAAAAGAAGCCGCUUUAUUUAGUUGUUACUUCAUCUCCACCUGAGGUAUGUGUCCUGGCUUUGCAAAAGUUCGUUAUUUUGUAGCCUAUGCUUUCUCUGGUUUCUGAACAUAAAGGAACAAACCUGAAGUCUUGCUUUCUUUUAGACUAGCUAAUUUUUGCAUUCACUUAGUAAAUUUGUGUUGGGACCCAAAUUUUAGAUUAUCUUCAUAAACCAUAAAACUCAUUCAAGUCUUAAACUCCUGAGUAAGACUUUGGAAUUUUAGCAUUUGAUGCUAACGAGAUUAUCUUGAUAGCUAGUAGAUAAACAAAUUGGAAAUAUCAUUUACUGAAGAAAUGGGAUUUAAACCUUUUUUUUUUCUUCAGGUAAAUAACAUGGUUGAAAUGACUGACAUAAAUCAGAAUUUUACAAACAUCCUGAGAAAAUUAUUUUACCUAUAAAAGAGCUAUUAAAUAUUAUUUAACUAAAAUAGGUUGGUUUUAAAUACCUUACAUCAGUGACUUUUCAACUUAGAACUGCUGCCUCCUUUUUUAUAGGAAUGAUAAAUGGAUGUUGUAAAGCAAUUUAAUGUCCUAACCUUGCCAUACAAAUGUUUUAAUAAUCUGUGAGAUUCUGUGCUUAAAAUCAAGGCUUUAACCAGUGGCAGUUUCCUAAGUGUUGCAUGGAAUUAAUUAGUGAAAAGUCCGGAAAGAAUACAUGCUUCUAAAUGCAGUAUAUGACUGGCUGAACUAGUGAAUUUUGACAUCUUCUCUCCAACUAUAUGAGAUGAGAAUCUAGAAAACACCAUUUUUUGAAAAUUGCUUUAUAUAACAGCAUUAACAGCUGUAAAGCAGCUCCAUUUUGUUAUGCUGUAAAUGAAAAGGUAUCUUACAAACUAGCAUUAAGGAUAUUAUUAACACUAUUCAGGGUUAAAUGUUACCAUUUCAAAUCACCAAAUAUGUGUGUAUGGCAACCUAAAGUUUAAUAAAUGGAAGACGAUUUGAGCAAAUUGAGUGGAACUUUUCAGAGUUUAAAAUUUUAAAAAAUAUAUGAGGUAGUCCUUGACUUUGGUCAAGUUUUCAGACAAAACCUUUGGAAAUGUUCCCAAAUACUCACACUUAUGUAUGCAUGCAUUGUAAAUUAUUUCCCCCUCCAUUGUACAUUGGUCUGCUGAAUUGACUAUAUUGUCUUUAUUCCAUCAUGGCCUACUCCUGUGUUUACACUCCAGUUGGUAGAAGUUGUGUUCUUUUGCACUUUUGUAGACUAUAACUGAAACUAGAAUUUGGGGAGAAUGCCUAGUUUUCCCUCUCUAAAAAUGUGUUUAGUUUUGCUUUGUUCUUUUUUUAAAAUAAACAAGUUGGGUCAUGAGAUAGUAUUUUUAAUGCUCCUAACUCUGAUGCUAUUUUGGAUUUCCUUGUCACUUUUCUACAGCAUGUGAAAGCCAGAAUGAAGAUGGUUUUGCAUCACACUCUAGACAUCUUAAAUUUGACAAAAGAUUGAAUGAUACCUGUGUGGAUCAUUUAGCCAUCUGCUUUGUUCUGGACUUUAAAAGAAAGAAGUAAUAGUAGGCUGGGCAAGAAGUGUUAAUCACUGAAUUUUCAACUUCAUUAUAACUGGCUUGCUGUAAGACUUUUGAAAAGGUAAAUGUUGAUUGAAUAACUUUCUUUGAAAAGCUUUUAAAGUGGUCUUUGUGUCACCCCAUUGUCUACUUGUGAACAUGGGGGUGCUUUUGGUUUUGCCUUUUUGUGCUACUUAGUUUACAGUUUUUGUAUACAGUCCCAUGUGCCCUCAAUAUAGUAAAACACAGCCUUUGUAUGUUAACAACUUCUGUUGCGUCUUUACUUAUUUUAUUUAGAGGUGGCAAGAAAAAUGGCCUUAUGAAUAUAAUCAGCAUUCAUCUUACCUAAAGUAAUAUAAUAUUGUGAACAGUGCUGUAAAAUGGGAUAGUGUGGAUGGAGAACUAAAAUUCCUGUUUAGAUUAUUAUUGUAAUACUUGUAUUACAAUGCACCAUAGUAGAAAGAUAAGUGUAAGAAAAAGAAAGGGCAUAUUAAUAAAAUUGGGCUUCAUGGUAAACCAAUCAUGUUUAAAAAGUAGAGUCAGUAUAGGUGAAAUUAUGUACUGUGUGGUAUCCAGUCAUGAAGUAAAAUUUGCAGUAAAAGGGAAUGCAGAAAGCACAUGGAUCCAGUUUUGCUUUUUAACUUCAAUAAAAGGUAUCUCCAUUUGUUUUCUGAUGAAGAGGAAAGUAUUAUGUAUAUUUUAGGAACUUGAAAAUUUUCUCUCAUCUUAAUUUUUAAAGAUUAAAUAAUCUUGUUUUUAAAUUCUGUCCUUUGGUUAUUUAAAAUACCCUAAAUUGAAUACUUGGCAAAUAGCACACCCUGUUUUCUUAUGCAUUGCAUUAAAACUAUUUUCAUUUGAUAUAUGGAAUUUAGUGAUUUUAUGAAUUUAUAAGUGAAGCCUGUUAAAAUGUCUGAUUUUUCUUUGUUAACAUUUGGUGUAAUGUAUUUGUCAGUCUUCCCUCUUUGGUCUUCUGUAGGUUAGUGCAUUAUUCUUUGGCCCAUUUUUUUCCUGGGUCAAGUGACAUAAUUAUAUAAAACUUUUAGAUUAUUUUGGAUUACAUGGAGGCUGCAGAUCCUUUGCCAUUUCAUUUGUGUCUCUUAACCUAAAUCAACUUUUAUCAUCACAUAUUUAUUCAUUGCUUUACUGUAAUAUUUCCAUUCUCUAUUUCCAUGUUGUUCCUUCGUUAUAGAACUUUCCAUUCAUGUUAACAGAUCAGGUUGCAUCCUUCUACCUUUUUUUUGUACAUUAUGCCAAAAUUUUACCUGAAGACCUUUAAGUAUAAUAAUAGCUCCUCUAUCAAGCAUCAGACAAUAGUUCCUCAAGUUAAUUUCCACAUACCUGAAGCUUACUGCUAUAAGCACUAAAACUUUCUAAAUUAUUGGAAUGUGUUAUGUAGAUGCCCAUUUUCUUAAAUAGAAGAUACUAGAGGGAAUUAACCUUUUUUUGAAGGCUGAGUCAUUAUUGUAGUCUGUGCUGUGAUAGAGCUCUUGUUGCCUAUUUAGGUGUAUACCGUUUUUCAAGCCUAUGUUAUACCCUCAAGCGUUGUGCUUUUUUGAGUUCUUCUGUCUCUCCGUCUGAUAAUUUUUGACUGUUUCAUUGUUUUCAACUUUCACUUCAGCAUUCUACAGUUUGGACAUCUGGGAAACCAUUUAACCAGAUUUGUUUUAAUUCUAGAUAAAUUAGAAAUCAGCUCUAAGCAAGUACCUGAGUUCUCAGAUGAGUGAAGAUCACACGCUUUAAUGUAGUAAGCCUGACCAGCCAACAGCAGCUGUCAACUGAGUCGUGUUUUGCUGUGUUCUGUAUAGAUUGCUGGCUCCCUCUUUAUGGGAAUGAUGACAUGGCUGUGGAGCUAUUAAAUGUCCUGUCCUUGCCAUUCGAAUGUUUUAAUACAGUAUGUGAAUCUAGGUAUAAAAUCCAGGCCUCAGUAGAUGAAUAGUUUACUAACAGCUGCACAAAGUCUGGAAAGGAUAUGUCCUAAAUGCAGUGACUGGUUGAACCAGAGAAUAUGACAUCCUCGCAUAAAGAAUGAAAAUCUGGAAAACACCUUUUUAAAAAAUUGCUAGUAGUAUCAUUAAUGCAGCUCAGUCUUGUCAUGCUAGAAAUAAAAAAGUAUCUCAUAAACUAGCACAGUCUAUUAUGAAUAUUGUUUGGAAUUAAACGCUAACAUUUGAAGUUGCCACAUAAAUGAAUUGUUUCUAUAUAGUGGGGUACUUUAAAAAAACAAGUUAUACCUUGUUUUAACUAAAACUUUAGAGAAUUAAAGUAGGAAGUUGUUUUAUGUAAUGAAAAACCUUGAAUUUGACAUUUUUUCAGGGUGGGAGGAUAUCAUAAAUUAGAUGGCAGCACCUAUUGAUAAAAUAAGACGUAGUCAAAGAAAUAGGGUAGCCAAGGUCUGUGAGAUUUAGGUGCCCAGUUAUUUACCAGGCAUGAAAGAGAGUCCUCUGAUCAUGGAUGGGAUAUGGGAGAUAUCCCACAGUUGAAAAAGUGCUUCUGUACAUUUCUAGCAGGCUACAGUGUUUAGUGCAACAAAAAUUUUAGAAUCAACAAAUUGUUAAAAAAAAAAAAGAAAGAAAGAAAAAAUUCAGAUAAUGCAUCUGAUUUUGCAGAGGGAAGUCAGUAUAAAAGGAUUUAUUUUAAUCAAUCUGAUUAGUAAACAGUCUUCCAUAAAAUGAGACACACAUGCCCAAGAAAAUUACUUGUGACAUUAUCAGGUCAUAUUUGACUCUUAUUGGCAGAUUGGAACCAAAGUGUCUUAGGAAAUCUGGUUAACCUAGUGCUUAUGAUGGGAUCUUUCUCUCUAAUCUCUGUAAAAAAAAAAACUGACCUUUACGCUGUAAAAUGUUUACUGACUUGAGAUAUUUAAUUUUAGAAGUGUCCUGAAGCCAGAAUGAGAAUUUACGGGUAUUUUAUUUUUCUUAGGUUCUUUUACACCUCCUGUGCCAAUCUCUCAGACUCAUAUCUGACCAAAAGUGGAUAGAAAAGUGUGGACAAGAUGGAGUGGAUUGUACCACCCAGCUUCCUGAAGGCACUCUUAGCAAAUUUGCAGAUGACAAAAAAUUGGGAGGAAUACUCAGAAUGACAUACUAAAGAUCUAAAAAGGUGACCACAUGCUAGAGUAGUGGGCUGAAAGUAACGUGAAACUUCAUAGGGAUAAACAAACAUGACACUGAAGAAAACAAUCUAGAUCAGCUAGAUUAAAUUUAUAGUGGGGUCUGUGCUUAAGGCAAAUUUGAAGGUGCUGUCAAGUCUCAAGAUUCAUGAAAGUGUCUUGGAAAAAAUAUUUGUCCUGACCGGAGGCAUCUAGGGUGUUACAAUAUUCUGCCUGUAAUCAGGAAGACCUGACCUCGAAUUUAGCCUUAGACAUUAAGCUAAAGGACCCUGGACAAGUCACUUAGCCUGUAUGCCUCAGUUUCCUCAACUGUAAAAUGGGAAUCAUAAUAGAACCUACUUCUUAAGGUUGUUGGGAGGAUCAAAUGACAUUUCUAAAGCAUUUUGCAAACUUUAAAGUUUAAAUCUUUAAAUGCUAGGAUGUUAAAAAGGUGAAAAGAACGUCAGUAGUUAUCCACAUACCCACUUUACCAUCUCUACAAACAUUAUAUAAGGAUAAUCCGUAUACACAUUGACAACACUCUUAAGGUUUAAGAAAGGAACAGGAAGACUUUUGUAAACUUUUAUAGAAUGACCACAUCUUUAUAGGCAUACGAUUCAGAGGUGCAAAGAAUACAAUGAGCUCAUUGUGCUUACUGUUUAUUGAUUAUAAAAAGCAUUUGAUUUAGUACAGGAAAAUGCCACUUUUUUAAAAGCAAGGAAAAAACCAACUGGAUCAAGAAUGAUUGUACAGAUGGAUGGAUAGGACAUAGAAUUGGGACAGACACUGUAAAUGGACCACGAGUCUGGUCUGUGGUUGAACAAGAGCAAAGCAGGCUACAUUGUAUUUGAGAAAUACAAGAUGCUUUUUUCAACGACCCCAGGCCUCUCGAUGAAACCAAAGGCCCAUUCUUUAAAAUAGUAUUCCCCUGAGCAAUUAUGACCAAUUUCUGAAGAAUCAGAAGCUGAGAAUCCCUGAAAGGGUAAUGAAGAGAGACACAGUAAACAUAAGCAAGCAGCAACACAUCAACAAAUGAAUUGUGCACAGCAAUGUAACAGAUGUCAUUGGACAAAUACAUGGCUAGGAAAAAAAUAGGCCUGUCAUGUAGCAAGAACAGACAGUAGAUGACAUUGUCAAGCUGAAGGCCCACAGGGGAAAAAAAAUAGGCCAGUUGCAUAGAACAUGCAGGCAUGGAUAAGUUGAGAUUGUUGUAAGAGAGCAAUCACACUGAUGAGAUCAUAGAUCCAUCCAAGUAAAUGGUAAAGUGCUACGCUGGACUUUUUAUCAUUUGCACAGAUUGGGGAAGGUGAGGCUACACACUAGUUCAUGUGAAAAAAAUACCUGGAGAUUUCAUUGACUGCAAGCCUAAUUUGAAUAAGCAGUAUGAUGUGGAAACCUGAACAAAAACCUAAUGCACUCAAUUGAGUUAAUAAGAAUAUGGUAUCCAGAGUAAGGGAGAUAAUUAUCCUGUCUUCAUGCUCUGCUAAGUCCAUACUUUCAGUUUUUGGGUCUAGACACCAAAUUUUAGAAGGAUACUGACAAUCUGGUGUAUCCAAAAGAGAGAAAUCAGGAUUGUGAGAGAACUAAAUAAUGCAGGAGAUUGUUACUAGAGAUGUUUAUUAGCAUGGGAAAGAUGGGAAAGAGAAGACUUGGGGGAAGAGGGUUAGAGCUGAUAGUUUAAAAUAUGUGAAAGGACUGCCAUGUGGAAAAGGGAAUAAAUUGGUUUUUGUUUGGUCCCAAGAAGCAGUGUUAUGUAGAGGAACAACCAGUGUUUGAAGAAAGAAUUCAAUCCAAAGCCUACUAAGCCAAUCUGCUUCAAAGAAAGCAUAUUUUCCAUCACUGGAGGCCUGCAGUCAAGCCAGCUGAGCUGGGGUGUUUUAAAAGGAGAUCUUCCAAUUCAAAUGAGGGGAGGGAAUAUUCUUUAAAGUAAGCAUUCUUACUUUGAGUCAUUCGGCCUCUAAGCAGUGCUAUGAAGGUUAUUCAUUUUAAAAUCUUAGUUUGAAGGAUAGUAUCUCUCUAGGUUCUUUACUGUGGUGAAAGGCAAAUGAUUGCCACUUAGAUGUUCUGUUUCAUUACUUGGCAUUUCUUGUGAGAAAGAUGAUCCCAUAUCCUCCCUGUGUUAUUAGAAUGAAGAAAAUAAUUAAACUAAUUUAUUAAAUAAACUAAUAAACUUGAGUUGACAUGUAAAUUGAUGAACUGAUGUGUUAGAAGAGAUUUUAUUGAGAAUUAGUAAAGAUGUUUAACCCUUUUCUGAGGAAACAACCAGUGAAGUGGAUAUGCUUAAGCCCUCCUUGCUGAUUUCCUAUUUCUUUACCUCUUCUGAAAAGGUUAAAACAGACUGAAUGGCAGGGAAAUAUAGAUGCCAGUGGCAUAGUGCAAUGAAGGAUGUCACACAGUGAAAUAAUUUUAAAAGGGUCCUUAGGUAGCUCAUAGUAAGUACGAGCAGCACAAGGAAAGGUGGUUCUAAUAUGGAAACAAUGCCCUUGAAUAACAGUUUGAACUUAAUAUUGAAAAGAAACUGAAAUUUAGGUUACCUUUUGUUACAGAUGAGAUUUCUAAUAUAAUGUUAUCACAGGUACCUGAGUAUGUAGUUUUAACAUAUUGAUAGGUUGUUUUAUAUACAAAAAUCUGUAAACCUGCAUUCCCUCUUUUACAUCCCCAAGAAAAACAGCCUGUGUACAAAUAUUUUGUAUAUUUGAGUAUUUCCAUCCAUAUUUAAGUCAAUGCCUCUGCUUCUCUGGCUGUUGGUUUUUGUUUUUCAGCUUGUAUUGAGCGAUACAAAAACUCUUUGAUAGCGUAUACUGUCAAUGCUUGAUUUGGGCAGGGACCUUAAAAGGGCAAAAGUGCCUAAGGAACACUUUAGUCCCAAGAAAAAAAAAAUUAAGAACAUGAGUGAAGAGACUUUACAAAUCAUUUAGUCAAGCUGAUACAGAAGAUAAGUAGGAAUUUAAUUAAAUUAUACAGCUGAUAUUAACAGUACAGCAAACAUAGUAAGGAAAUCUGACUAGGUGAUGUAACAAAUGGACACAUUUUUGAGAAUGGAAAUUUUUAACUCAAGGGCUUUUUCAUGUCCAUCUACCUGACUUAACAGGUUAAGAUAGCUAUGAGAGAGGGCACAGAUCUGCAGCAAAACUGAUCCAAGUAAAUAAUCCAGUAUUGAUAUAAUUGGCACAUAUUUCAUAGUGAUAUGGAAGUGACUGUGUUCUUAAAGUCAAAACAAAGGAAACAUAAGGCUGUGACAAGUCCUGUCAAAUUGGAAAAGUUUUGCGUAUGGCCCAUUGAUGUUUGCUGUCCAAGGACCAGCCUAAGUUCGGAGACUUUAAUCACCAGAGGCUGCCAAUUUUUUUUUUCUGCAACAGGAAACUUGAGACAGUAAGACAUACCAGUGGUAACAUACCAAUGAAUCCUUGGAAUAUUUUAGUAAUUUUUGUAAAAAUAAAGCCCCUCAGAUAAGGAAGUUGUGUUCCCCGGUUCCAAUUUAAUGUCUGUAGCAGGCUAGUUAAUGAGUUCUAAUUUCACUCAUCACAAAACUAAAGAGUGACUGAUUAAAACCUAUUGCAGGGAAGCCUUCUACAAAACUCAGAUCCUAAGAAAAAAAAUGAUUGCCACAGUUUGGGGGUAGGUCAAAAGGUAGAGAGGUCUGCCUGAUUUUUUUCCUUUGUUCAGAGGGUUUUUUGAUGUGAUCAGGAAGCUUCCAAGCGGCCUAGAAGAGACAUCUACUCAACCCAUCAGACUAGCAAUGUCUAAGACAAUAAGCUGUGCUGAUGAAGUGCCCAGAUUAAUUUGACUAUUUUGAGAAUUAAAUUUUAGCUUUUAAAAAUGUAGUGAAAUCUUUAUUUAGUCUUCAUUUUUGCAAACAAACUUCAAAUUGCUUAUGAAUAAAUACAAUGUAUUUGGAACAAA
Phascolarctos cinereus (koala) is the source of this 10857-nucleotide messenger RNA. It is a transcript of the gene SLC25A51, whose product is annotated as solute carrier family 25 member 51. Lineage: Eukaryota; Metazoa; Chordata; Mammalia; Diprotodontia; Phascolarctidae. Gene Ontology annotation, molecular function: NAD transmembrane transporter activity. Gene Ontology annotation, cellular component: mitochondrion. Gene Ontology annotation, biological process: mitochondrial NAD transmembrane transport. The record is from RefSeq and is a predicted model, not a curated record.